UAAGUCUAAUAAUGUUGAGUUUUAUAAAGAAUUUGCUGUUCGCUUUGAAAUUUCAUUGUGAAUACCCAGGUAUUGAGUCUUUUGGUCAUUUAGGACAAAUGGUUGAAACGGAAUUGAAAAAUUCAACAACAAAUUCGAUCCCGGUAAUCUCUAGAAGAGAAAUUGCAAACCCAAAGGGUAUUGAGCCAUUGAGUGGUUUACCGACAGGCAUUGAAACCGAUUUGUUCAGUUUAGAAACAAAGUUAAGCAAGCCAAUAUUUAAAAGAGAAGUUGCAAACCCAAAGGUUCAAAAACGAGAUGCAAAUAGCUAUCGAUUGUUUAAAGAAAUAGAUAACUAUAAAAAGAAAUUCCAGCGUGGCAUAACAAAUUAGGAAAAUGGGUUUGAAAAUCAACGGAUUUAUCACCUUAUAUUAAAUUUAUCACGUUAUAUUAGAUUUAUCACUUUAUAUU
Hydra vulgaris (swiftwater hydra) is the source of this 450-nucleotide messenger RNA. RefSeq lists its product as uncharacterized. The record is from RefSeq and is a predicted model, not a curated record. NCBI's taxonomy places the organism in Eukaryota, Metazoa, Cnidaria, Hydrozoa, Anthoathecata, Hydridae.